AUGCUUUUAUACUUAUUCGGGAUCCUCUCACUUGUCUCUAUUGUGUUGUCUUACGGGAAAAAUGAAGAGCUCGAAACAGUUUUGAGCUCCGUGAAAUGUAAGACGAAGUGGACUGACGAAGAUGGACACGGAAGGAUUCUAACCAAGACUGAUUCGAAGAUCAUUACCGUCGAUCCUGGAGAUGACUACGUGGUUACACCAACCUCGACAGUGUACACAACAAAAACCUGUGAGUCCCCUACUUGUUCCCAAAUAUGAUCAAAAACUAACAUUUCAUACCCAAGUUACUGUUACUGUCACCCCAACCGUCGCAACCCCGCAAAAUUACAUCUACAUAGGCCCGACUCCUCUUGGUCCUAUAGAUGUAACAAAGCGCAGGGACGUCGAAGGCGUGCAACCCAUAGAUUAUGAAGGAAAAUACGUUGACAAAGUAUUCUGUACAAAUUUUGUCCUCGUCGCCGUCAAAGGUCAAGUAUCAACUGCACGAACAACCGCGACCACAAAAAAGAAACACAUGCAAGUGAGGGAAACUGCAACCCCUAUAUAUGCAGCCAGCAACAACCGAAAUUCGAUAAUUGAUGUCAGCAAAUACCCAAAACAAUGAGCUCACUUAUGAGGAUUUCCCAACACCCAGUGCAUACGAUUGUUGCGUCCAAGUAAGUGUUCCUCACGGGUCUUAUUCAGCCCCUUUCCAUUCUUCAAUGUGAAUAAGACAUUAUCUUUCUCAGAGAUGAGGUACCUUUUGACCAUAUUGCUGAUACUGAUGCCAUCCACAGUGUUUACUUAAGGAGAACUGCGUAGGUGGUGGCUUAGUGCAACCUGUGGGUGACGUUUGUCGGCUUUUGACACCUAGUUUCGGUAUCAGGACCCUAUUUGAUUGCCCAGCUGAUGGGGGUGGUCCAUACAACGGAAUAACAGUGACUUCAGGUGGCGCGCCGAUUUCCUAUUCGGUAUUUAACGGCCCGUGUGGUCAUUUUGAUGUUACUCCUUUUCCAGCCAAUCAUUCUUGACGAUAAAGGAACCGGGAAGCGUUUCGAUGCCUGA
Molecule: messenger RNA, 1044 nt
Organism: Hymenoscyphus albidus
Lineage: Eukaryota; Fungi; Ascomycota; Leotiomycetes; Helotiales; Helotiaceae
Source: the annotation of a GenBank genome assembly